This is a messenger RNA of Styela clava, 717 nucleotides long. Its product is annotated as dynein light chain Tctex-type protein 2B-like. Gene Ontology annotation, molecular function: dynein intermediate chain binding. Gene Ontology annotation, biological process: microtubule-based movement. Gene Ontology annotation, cellular component: cytoplasmic dynein complex; cytoplasm. The record is from RefSeq and is a predicted model, not a curated record. NCBI's taxonomy places the organism in Eukaryota, Metazoa, Chordata, Ascidiacea, Stolidobranchia, Styelidae.
ACGGUAUAGCUUAUACGGGUACCAAAGCGUCCUUCGGUUUCGGUCGUGUUUGGCCUUUGGAUUUAUCAGAUUUCACAAAUUUGAAUGUUUUUUAGUAGAUUUGAUUAAAUUCUACAAUUAGUUUAAUUGAUGGUGAACAAUUUCGAUAGUCUGGUACCGCAACUCAAAAUUUUCAUUUUCCCUACAACUGCGCAAUGUCAGCUGAAGUUGAAGAACCGGCUCCCCAGCAGCAACAACAUGAAAAUACGUAUCUAAUCAGGCCGAAUUUCCAACACAAAUUUAAACCAGCUGAAGUGAAAGAAAUUAUUCAUGAAGUUGUUAAAGAAGAACUUGAUGGUAAAGAUUAUGAUGGAGAACAAGUAGCGGAAUGGGUACAAAAUAUUGGUAAUAAUACAAAAGCCAAGUUAAAAGCAAUGGGGUAUGACAGAUACAAAUUUGUGGUGCAAGUUGUUAUUGGCGAACAGCGAGGUGAAGGAGUUAAAAUGGGAUGCAGAUGUUUUUGGGAUUCAGAUACAGACAAUUACGCACAAGAUAUAUUUAUGAAUAAAUCCAUGUUUUGUGUCGUCGCAGCAUUCGGGAUAUUCUUCUACUGAAACACAACUUUCAUUCAAUAUUAUGGCCCAUCGUAGUUACCUUUAUGUGCACUUUUCUGUCGUGACUAGUCAUGGGGAUUUACCUUUUGGCUAAAUAGGAUGAAAAUACAAAGCAGGAAAGUUA